ACGCAGAAGGAUUUUGUAUGAUGUGUACAAUGCAAGCGCAUAUUACCCAGGCACUCAGUAAUCCUGGUGAUGUUAUUAAACCAAUGUUUGUCAUCAAUGAGAUGCGGCGUAUAGCUAGGCACUUCCGUUUUGGAAACCAAGAGGAUGCCCACGAAUUCCUUCAAUACACAGUUGAUGCUAUGCAAAAAGCAUGCUUAAAUGGCAGCAAUAAAUUAGACAGACAUACCCAGGCUACCACACUCGUUUGUCAGAUAUUUGGAGGAUACCUAAGAUCUAGAGUCAAAUGUUUAAAUUGCAAGGGCGUUUCAGAUACUUUUGAUCCGUAUCUUGAUAUAACGUUGGAGAUAAAGGCUGCUCAGAGUGUUAAUAAGGCGUUGGAGCAGUUUGUGAAGCCAGAACAGCUGGAUGGAGAAAACUCAUACAAGUGCAGCAAGUGUAAAAAGAUGGUUCCAGCUUCAAAGAGGUUCACCAUACAUAGAUCUUCUAAUGUUCUUACACUUUCUCUGAAACGUUUUGCAAAUUUUACUGGUGGAAAAAUUGCUAAGGAUGUGAAAUAUCCUGAGUAUCUUGAUAUCCGGCCAUACAUGUCUCAGCCAAACGGAGAACCAAUUAUUUAUGUUUUGUAUGCAGUACUGGUACACACUGGUUUCAAUUGCCAUGCUGGCCAUUACUUCUGCUAUAUAAAAGCCAGCAAUGGCCUCUGGUAUCAAAUGAAUGACUCCAUUGUAUCUACCAGUGACAUUAGAUCGGUACUCAGUCAACAAGCUUAUGUGCUGUUUUAUAUCAGGUCCCAUGAUGUGAAGAAUGGAGGUGAACUUACUCAUUCCACCCAUAGCCCUGGCCAGUCCUCUCCUCGCCCGGUAAUCAAUCAGCGCGUUGUCACCAACAAACAGGCCGCAUCUGGGUUUAUUGGACCACAGCUUCCUUCUCACAUGAUAAAGAAUCCACCUCACUUAAACGGGACCGGACCACUGAAAGACACGCCAAGCAGUUCCAUGUCGAGUCCUAAUGGAAAUUCCAACGUCAACAGGGCUAGUCCUGUUAAUGCUUCAACUUCUAUUCAAAACUGGUCAGUUAACAGGUCCUCAGUUAUUCCAGAACAUCCUAAGAAACAAAAAAUCACGAUCAGUAUUCACAACAAGUUGCCUGUUCGCCAAGGUCAGUCUCAGCCUAAUCUUCAUAGCAAUUCUUUGGAGAACCUUAACAAGCCUGUUCCCUCUUCUACCAUUACCAAUUCUUCUGCAAUACAGUCUACCUCGAAUGCAUCUAUGAUGUCAGUUUCUAGUAAAGUAACAAAACCAACAAAUGAAUCCUGUCCCAAGCCAGUGAUGAAUGGCAAAUCCAAGCUGAACUCAAGUGUGUUGGUUCCCUACGGCGCCGAGUCAUCUGAAGAGUCUGACGAGGAGUCCAAGGGACUAGUCAAGGAGAAUGGCAUUGGUACGAUCGAGAGUUCUCUUUCUUCCAGCCAUGAUGCUGAAGAUGAUGAGGCCUCUCAGCAUGAGCUUCAAGAGCCUGUUACUCUAAAUGGUGCUACUGGUACAGACAGUGACCCGAAAGAGAAUGGUCUGCCAUUUGAUGCUGCCAGCUGCCAAGUCCAGCCUGCUCUACACUCAGAAAACCCUUUUUGUAAGGCAAAUGGUCUCCCUGGAAAGUUGAUGCCUGUUCCUUUGCCAUCUCUCCCAGAAGACAAAAUCUUAGAGACCUUCAAACUUAGCAACAAAGUGAAAGGCUCAACAGAUGAAACAAGUCCAACUGGAACAGAGAAGAAUCCUCCAGAGGAUCAUGAUGCAGAACUCGAGGCUAGCAGCGCCCCUGCCGACUCCCACGAGAAACCGGAGACAGUCACAAGUCUUGGCAGCAAAUUAAAGAAGAGUUUGCUGCCCUUGGACCCCAGCAUCAAAUCUACCAAAGAAGAAGUCUCUGAAAACAUUUUAGCAAACCCUGAUGACUCUUUGCCCAGUAUCAACAAUCUUUGUAACACCAACAAGAAUUCCAUAGAGAAUGAUCAGCUUUCUAAACUAUAUGAUCCUGGGAAUCUAAUAAACGAUCUGAGCAAACCAUCCCAAGAUGGAAAAGGGGCAUUAAAUGAGAGUCCACAGGCCUCUGCAUUAGCAGAAACAGUGGAGAAGUUGAGCCCAACUCCCUCAGUACAUUCAGAAGAUGGAUGUGAACAUAAACUUUUAGUUUACCUCAGUAGAGACUGCUGCAAGGACACGGAGGAACUUUCCAAAAGUACCAGCAUGUCUGCAAAUGAGCUGCCCUGUCCUCAACUAGACAGGACCACAGUAAAUCAUACAGAAGCGGUCACUGAGCAAAGUCAUGGGGAGAGGUAUGAUAGUAAGGUGGGACAAAAAGUUCAGGAUCAUUCUCCAGUUAAGGAAAAAAUCAGUAGCCUCAGAAAAGUUGAUCGUGGACACUAUCGUAAUCGAAGAGAUCGUUCCUCCAGUGGAGAGAAUGCAAGGGACAGUAGGAGCAAAACUGAGGACCAUUAUCACAAGAAGCGGCGCCUCUGUGUCAGAGAGCGGUCCAAGCAGGACCGCCACAUGGCAGAGCACUGCAGCGGGAACCAGCAGCACCCAUGUCACAGUGAGGGAGUCGGCCCCAGUGAGCACCGCUCUCUGGGCAGGUACAGCCACCACCACUCUCGAAAUAGAAGUGGGUUGGACCAGGACUGGAGCAGAUACCACCAUUCAGAAAGUGAACAUGCCUGGGGUCGGGACAAAUACUACCUGGACAAAAUGAGAUGGGACAAAUGCAGGUAUUACCAUGACAGGUAUGCUCCUUACGCAGCGAGGGAAGCCAGGGAGUGGAAGCCUUUCCACAGCGGCCGGGAGCACGACCGAGCAGGGCAGUACGGUAACCGGCCAUACAAGGACUACUACAGAAGCAGGAAGGGCUAUGAGUUGGUGGCUAAAGAGAAGGAUCGGCACCAUUUCAACAGUCCUCGAGCUGGCCCAUCCCGUUCCUUUCCUCUGUACCCUGAGAAGUGCUCCCAUGAGAAAAUUGCACUUGCGGCUGAAGACAACAGUUGCAACCUCUCUGAUCGGUUUCAUGAACAUGAAAAUGUAAAGUCACGGAAAUGGAAAUAUGAUAGUAUAGAAAAUAAUGACUGUCAUGUAGAAAAGAAAGCCCAGAGAAGCUUACAAAAGGAUCCUUUAGAAGAGCCUAAAGCGAAGAAGCACAAAAAAUCAAAGAAGAAAAAGAAAUCCAAAGACAAACACCGAGAUCGAGAUUCCAGGCAUCAGCAGGAUUCAGAUCUUUCAGUAGUGUAUUCUGAUGCUGACCUCCACAGACACAAAAAGAAGAAGAAGAAAAAGAAGAGACAUUCGAGGAAGUCAGAGGACUUUGUUAAAUAUUCAGAACUACACUUACCUAAGGCCGCUGGCUAUGAGACUGCUGACCAUUUCCGGAGAACUGAGGGCAGUUUUCUUCUCACUGAUGGCCUGCCUCUGGAAGGUGUUGGACCUUUCCGUGAGAAAACAAAACAUUUAAGGAUGGAAAGCAGGGAUGACAGGUGUCAUCUGUCUGAGUAUGGCCAGGGUGAUUGAAAACUCGGCCUCAAAACAAAAAUUCACUAGUUAUGAUUCAACGCGUUCAACAGAAGCCAUCCCCAACCCAGCUUAAAUUAUAAAUAUAGAAAAUAACUUUGUUCCAAUCUGCGUGGUGCUUCUUUAGUAAAUACUGUACAGAUUUUACCAUGGAGAACUUUUUUUUUUUAGUUUUUACCUUUUCUUAAUUACCCUUAUUCCAAAUGGAUGAACACUUUCUACAACUGCUGACCAUUGUAAAAUACCAUGUAUAUAAAUCACAUUGAAAAUAAUGCCCUGGAAUAGAACAUCUCAAAUGCUGCUUAAUUACAGACUCAGGUUGAUUACUUGUAUUUCAUGUAAUGUUCCUCCAAGUUAGACAUCUGGUGCAAGACCAACCGGGAAACCAUGGAAUUAUUAAAAGUACAAACUGACAGUGUGUAUAUUUAAUUUAAAGACUUAUUUAAAGAUUCCCAAGCUCUCAACUAGACUUCCGAGAGCAGUCUGUUUUCUGUAACGUCUGAUACUAGAAACUAAUUUGCUUCAUAUUUAGUUGUAUUCAAGAUUUGAAGAUGUAUUUUAUAGACAAGUUCUGUUUUUGAACUUUGUGGAGCUAUUCCAAUCAAGUUACCAGUUAUGAUGAGUAUUUACAUUAUGAAUGUAUAAUCCAAACAUUAUUUGUAAAGCCUCCAGUAUGUUUUUAUUAUAUAACACUUUUUUAUACAGUGUCUUGUCUUGACUAUAUGAUAUUGGAGUCUGAGUUGUCAGCUUGGUCCCUUAAAGUUUCUAGUUACAGACAAAAUCAUACUGUGAUUUUAUUUUUAAUAUGGAUAUGCUAUCAAACUGUGAUACACUUAUAAUUCACUGGUCCUGCAUCAGGAGAUGGAGUGGGGAAAACUGUAUUUAAUACAGUUUGUAUCUGAAUAAUCUGUAUGGUUUAUACAGUUUGUGUUGUUCAGAGAUGUCUAAAGUUUGAUCUUUGUUUUUUUAAAGAUUAAAAAAGCACUUGCCCCACUGUAAAUAUACAGCAUGUAAAAUUUAUAUAGUAUAUAAAUGGCAGCAAAUUAAACAUUUUGCGUCUUA
Galeopterus variegatus (Sunda flying lemur) is the source of this 4610-nucleotide messenger RNA. RefSeq names its product ubiquitin carboxyl-terminal hydrolase 42-like. Gene Ontology annotation, molecular function: cysteine-type deubiquitinase activity; cysteine-type endopeptidase activity. Gene Ontology annotation, biological process: protein deubiquitination; regulation of apoptotic process. The coding region runs from base 18 to 3548 and encodes 1176 amino acids. The transcript has 15 exons. Lineage: Eukaryota; Metazoa; Chordata; Mammalia; Dermoptera; Cynocephalidae. The record is from RefSeq and is a predicted model, not a curated record. Gene Ontology annotation, cellular component: nucleus; cytosol.